AUGGAAGACCCUUAUCCGUCUGGCACAGUCGCGCUGCAUCACAACCUCAACCACCACCCUCCUAUUACGAGCACCAGAUACGCUGAAAAACCUUCAUAUUACAGCUUUAUUACCUCUGGUUCUCCACAACACCAUAAUGAAUCCUCUGCACAACAAACUUCAUCUCCAGGACGCUACGGAACCGGCUUCAUGGAAGCCCCUAAUCCCCCUGCCACAGUCGAGAUCCUCCAGCCAUCGCUCAGCAGUCGUCCUGGCCCUGUGAGUGGGGUCAGAGAAGGGGUCUUCCACCACGCUGUUCUCGGCAAGCACGACAGUGUUUUUAGUUCUUCAGAUUCUCAUCCGUUCACUGGUUCUAGCGAUGCAACCAAUGUAUGGUUGCCACCACAACCCGUUGCUGCCCCUGUCGAUUGUGUUUGGCUGUACUACCAAAAUGUCCGAGGUGUUAGGACUAAAAUCGACGAUUUGCUUUUGGCGGUUACGGACUGUAACUACGACGUCAUCAUAUUAACAGAGACUGGAUUAAACGAUUGUAUCGAUUCUCUGCAAAUCUUUGGAUCGACAUUUAACGUUUUUCGUUGUGACCGUAGUUGUAUAAACAGCAAUAAAACGAGCUUCGGUGGCGUAUUAAUAGCGGUUCACCAUCGCUAUUCUUGUACGCAAAUCCACACGCCUCACGGGGAAAGAUUGGAACAGGUGUUUGCCGUCAUUGUCAUCGGAAGUAAACGAUUAGCAAUCGGUGCUGUGUACAUCCCACCUGAUCGUAGUCGCGACGUGGAGUUGAUAGAUGAACAUGUGGCCUCUGUUCGUGAUCUUUGUGACAAUGCUACAUGUGUAGAUCAGGUGCUGCUUUGUGGUGAUUACAACCAACCUCGCCUACAGUGGUUGCAGAGUGCUGGCGGCGAAGUUUUACCAGCAGGAGCUUCGACGGUAUCUGCGUCGAGUGCUGCUCUGAUCGAUGGAAUGGACUUUUUGAAUUUAAGUCAAGUCAAUUGGCACCGCAAUCAACUGGAUCGAACUCUUGAUCUUGUUUUUUGCUCAAAUGGCUGUAAUGUAAUCGUCAAUACAGCUGUGGUUGCACUGUUACCCGUGGAUACGCAUCAUCCACCAUUGGAAAUGUCUCUACCAGUACCUCGUACGUGCCAGUACAGUGACGGGUAUCCUGUUGCCGAUGAAUACACCCCCGAUUUUGGAAAAAUCGACUACGAUGCACUUGGUUAUUACCUCCCCACUCUUGACUGGACAUACCUGAAUGCCUGUCAAAAUGUUAAUGAAAUGGCCUCUGAUUUCUGUUUUACCAUUCAACGUUGGUUGCGGGAGAAUGUACCCCACAGAAGACGUCCAGUUUCGCCUUCUUGGAGUACGGCUUUACUUCGACAGCUGAAACGCGAAAAAAACGCCUGUCAGCGAAAACAUCGUGUUCUACAAUCGUCUGACAGCAAACUCAGGUUUCAACAUGCAAGUAAUGCGUAUCGUAAGCUGAAUUCAACUUUGUACAAGACCCACGUCUUGAGAAUGCAAACCAAUCUGCGACAAAAUCCGAGAAACUUUUGGAAAUUCGUCAACAGUAAGAGGAAAAACUCAACUCUCCCAAGCAACGUGCUCUAUAACGACGUCGAAGCGAAUACUCAUACUGAAUGCUGUGAGCUUUUCGCCAAGUUCUUUACAUCCGUGUUUGACCAUAUACCAGCCAGUGAAGCUCAAGUUAAGUUUGCCUCCAUAGGUGUUCCUUCGGACGUCAUAAGUUUGACGACGUUCGUGGUCACUCCUGCCAUGGUGAUCUCCGCUGCAAAAAAAAUUGAAAAGUUCGCUUUCGCCGGGUCCUGA
Toxorhynchites rutilus septentrionalis is the source of this 1824-nucleotide messenger RNA. RefSeq lists its product as uncharacterized. The transcript has a single exon. NCBI's taxonomy places the organism in Eukaryota, Metazoa, Arthropoda, Insecta, Diptera, Culicidae. Bases 1 to 1824 code for a protein of 607 amino acids. The record is from RefSeq and is a predicted model, not a curated record.